Molecule: messenger RNA, 4936 nt
Organism: Brachypodium distachyon (stiff brome)
Lineage: Eukaryota; Viridiplantae; Streptophyta; Magnoliopsida; Poales; Poaceae
Product: LYR motif-containing protein At3g19508
Exons: 3
Coding region: 104-364 (86 amino acids)
Source: RefSeq, a predicted model, not a curated record
ACGUCGCGCUUGUACUCCAGCUGCGCUAGACGGGGAGGAGAACUGCUAGUUAGUGCGCUGCCUAGCUCGACCGGAACAGGGCGUGAAUACUUCACCGGAAUCCAUGGCGAACGCCGGGCUGCGUGCGUACAGGGAGGUGCUGCGGCUGGUGCGGCGGCUGCCCGCAGACGCGCGGCCCUACUACGCCAAGUACGCCCGCGAGAACUUCGUCAACUACCGCCACCUCUCCGCCGACGACGACCUCGCUGCCCUCCUGCGCCGCGCGCACGCCCACUCCGCCUGGGUCCUGUCCAAGUACUCGAUCGACGCGGCGGAGGCGGCGGGGCGGCUCAAGGACGUCUGCGAGCAGCGUGGCGCGGAGUGAGGGGAAGCUCGUCCUUGCAGCCUACGGCGGUGCGUGCACGCUAGGUGUUCGGUGAAAUUACUCUUUAGCUUGGGUUUUGAACUCCUUAGCUGAGUUAGGUGGAUUGCCUAGUUCUACUUUUACUCAAUUGUGUGGUGCUUCCAUGCGUCCUUAUUUUCACUGCAUAAGUUGCCCAUUUCUAGUGGGGAAUAAGAUCAACAUUUUGCAUCUGAAUUCAUUUUGUCAACCCCGUGCUGUUCUAAACUCUGACAGACUAUUUUCUCCACUGCUCCUUGUUCCAGUAUUGCUGCCUUGGAAUUGCUCUAUUUGGUACCCAACAACAUGAAUCCCAUGUCUGUGUCUGUAAUGGAAUCAAGUUUUAGAAGUCAAUGAAAAGAAAGUCUGCAAAAUGAAGGAAAAAAAAACACAACUUGAAUCCCAGGUUUGAAUUAGGGACUUGUAGUGUGACAGACUAGCAUAGUGACCGAUAUAACUCACAAAUGUUGAGUAUAGUGAGAGCAGUCUUGCAAAAGAAUUCACCAUAUAACAGGGACACAAUUAACUUUCAAGUUCGAAAAGGUCAUUUAGUUUCAUAGUUUGUAUAAUGUAUUGUGUUUUCUUUGAACUGGCACCGUGACGGCGAAACAAACACUUGUGAUAAAAAAAGGUGUUACAUGUUAAUGGAAAUUAUUGACCCACUCAAAUACUUCUGGUGGCCUAAACAAUAUGCAUUUCCUGAGUUAGGUGUUCUACUUGAACCAAUGUCCAGGGCUACACGUUCGGUUGCUCAAAAAUGCAGUUUACUAUCAUAUUACUGAAUGAAAAUUUACCCCUUCUGGUGAUGGGCCGGCUGGUCUCGAUCGAGUCAGACCACUGGGCCUAGGGUUCUGGUUGGGCCCAUCCGAGGUGGAUUGGGGCAGUGGCGCGAGAGGAGGGGAGGAGAGGGGGCGAGCUCAGCCGCGGGGCUCGGAGGCGGCGCCUGUGUGCACUCAAUUGUGUUGCUUUCUUCUACUGAUGAAUACCAUGUACUGUUGCUCUUGAGCAUGAUUUGCAUUCUCGGAUAUGCUACAGGACAAGGAGCACAACCGAGACUCACACCACGAGCACAAUUUCAACGUAGUACACAUAAGAUAUUUCAUACUUAACAGCAAGAUCUUCAUCUUUACUAAUUUAAACUACAGUUGCAGAUUACACAUAUGUUUGAACAUUAUAUUGGCUAUGUGGUUGCAGGAAAGAGUUGGCAGAAGUCCAGCGGAGGUGGUUUGACUGGCAUGGCCUAAAACCAUUAAGUUUUGCUGCACAGAAGCACUACUUGUGUCCUUAGUAUUUAUGAAUAAUGAUGUAGUGUAACAUAAUUGUGCAUGUUAGCAGACUCGCAUGUGUUUGAAGUUCUGCAGUACAUGGCAAGUAAAUGCUACAGAAUCUGGACAAUGACAGCUGUCAAUAGCAAAUUAACAACUGGAUGAUUUUGAAUGCUUGGCACAAAUUCGAUGAUAUAUAUAUAUCUGAAUACUCUUUAGAUAUCCAAAGAUCAAACUCGAAUGUUUUCGUAAAAACUUCCAUAACGUGUUUUACUAAUAAAAUGGAAAGUGUAAUGAUAUGACAAGUAGUGAAAACUUUGUUGUACACAACAAGCAGCAAUUUGCCAGCUAACUGAGAGGUUUGCAGCUAGAAGAUUUACUAGGACUCAGAAGUUCCUGGCUUUGUGCUCUUUCCACUGUUCAUUGUCCAGUUGAAAAAUUCUUCAACUUCUGCAGCUUCAUUUGGCUGUGGUAUUUCAGCCAUUAGGAGCUUCACAGCAAACUCGAUGCUCAAAUCCCGUUCAGACUCUCCAUACAGAGAUGCCAAAGCAGAUUCUGCACUUGAAAGGUCAUAAAUUCCUGCUCUAGUGUCUUGAUUCAGACCUGAAAAUACUUCAGGGUGAAACUCUGCUUUGCCUUUCUGGGGAGGAACAGUGAUCUGGAAUAGAUCAAUGGCAGCAGCAGUAUCAGUCAUUCGAACACCAGCCCACAGUGUUGAAUUCUUUCCCCUAGUGCGGGCUGAACGCUUUCCGUGCUUCCUAGGAUACAUAAGUUUGGUGUUGUUUGAUUUUGCUGUUGAGUCUCCUGAGCAGGUUGAAUGAACAUAUGUAGUUUCUAUAUCCUGUUUGUCUUGUUUCUGUUUGCCUGACUUUCUAGAAAUGCUAUUGCCUUUCACUCCAUUAUUUACAUGUUGCAAGGAGCAUCUAGGGGGAGUCUCAUCUGAUGAAGUCAAUUUUACAGGCCUGCAGCUGCUAAACCCUUUAGAGGCUAGUUUGUGUUCUGUAUUAUUUUCAGAAUCUCUUGAUACUCCUGGAAAAAAACGCAAACUGGCUUCUAAUCAUUCACAUGCAGACAAGGUAAUGUAUGUAACUGCAAACAUUGAGGGAAACUGAAUGUGGCAUUAAUGAAAUUUAAAGAGACAACAAUUCGAGAUGAGUAAUUAAUCUAUAGAACAUUUUUAUAGUGUUCCACUUGUUCCUAGGAGGUAAGAUGGGUAUUUCCCAAACUGCAUAUUACAAGGUUAAGUUUGGCCAUAUAAAUAGUCUACAUACAGAAGUUUACUUGUCAUAUUGAGUUGGGGAUGCUUUAGUUGAUCUAAUAAGCGCUUUGGAAUAUAUCAAGGAUUUGUGAUUUUCAGUCAAAAGGAUUUGUGGUCAGCCAAACUCGUUUGCAUACAUGGAAUAAUUUUUCUUUUCUCUGACCACAUGGAUUGAUUAAAAUAAAUAGUUUCUCUUAAUAAGAAAACAAUAAUUAUAUUUUGUGCUUGUUUUAUUGGGUUCUAAAGAUACUCCUGUUGUCAGACAUUUCUCAUAUCUCAUGCCUUAGUAAGUUAUUUCUGUUACAGUAAUAAUUUAUAUGCAUAUUAAAAUUUUGUUUUCUCUCACCUCGAGUAUUCCAACUUUUAGUAUCUUUGACAGUGAACAUAUAGGCUGACCCUAAUCUGGAUGUUGAUGGCAAAUUGAUUAAUGUUGCCAUCCUUAUUAUUGAUAAACAUGGAAGAAAAUAUUUGUUUGCUAUUCCAUACUUUCCAGAGCUACUUGAAUAAAAGGGUAAAUCACCAAUAAUUUUACAAUCAUGAUUUAGUUGAAGGUUUGACUCAUGGCUUUCCUUAUUUGUUACAGGUAUAAGACCUGGAAUGUAUGAUCUUUAAGGUGUUCUAACAUUCAAUUGGGUUCUGGCAAAACAUCCACAAAGAAGAAUCAACAGGUUCUGAACAUCAUGCAAAACUCACACCAGUCUCUAGAAACAUGGCAGCAAAAAGAUACAUCAGGGAAUUUCCAUAUCCUAAGAAGCAGGGAAUGCGUUCAGCCCGCCCUAGGGGAAAUAAUUCUUCACCUUGGGUACUGCCUGAGGGGUUUCUGAAUUCUCAAAAUGAACUAAGCAAGCAUGGGAGUGAUCAAAACAUUGGUUCAAAGAAGCGGGUAUUCACUGAAGGAGGUAACUCCACAAGCAUUGUACCCAAAAAGGAACUCAAGUUAAUGACAAAUAGCUGUCAAUAUGACAAUGUUGAACUCCAGGGGACAAAAACAGACAUCGGAGAAGGCAUAGAUCCUAAGAGCCGUGGAAAAUGGUCAAUCCAGCCUAGGGGGAAGAAACCUGCAUCAUUUGUGUCACUGGAUGGGCUUCAUAGGUUUGAAAGGGAGCUAAAAAAGCAUGUGAAUGACCAAAUAGGUUUGGCCUCUAUAACGGUACAGAAAGUAAAGGAGAACAAUGAUGAUGCUGUUGAGCAGGCCAUUGCACCAAUGGUUCUUACUUUAGCUGAGGUGAAGGGGGUCAUUGGUAAUGCAGAUAAGAACACAUGUGUUCCAACUACUAAUACUUUGGAGGUCGGAGAGAGCAACAAACAAGAUGUAAUUGCAACAGAACAGAUGGAUGUCGUGAUGACUGAUACCACAUAUGAGUUCAUGGUGAGCAAUGGUACAGGUACGAAGUGUGUGGUGCAGGACUCCGACUUGUGGACUAACACUUUAGCUGAUUUGAAUUUGAGCAAUGGCGCUUCUAUCAAUGCUGCGCAGACUGCUGUUUUGACUAGUGAUGUUGUCUAUUCCCAGCAAGGCAAAAGAAACAUUGAAGAUGUUCAACCCACAAUAUUUCCAGACCUAAAUCUAGACACUGGGGCUGUAGAUUCUGAUAUUUCCGGUGCAGAAUCUCUCGCGUCUGUAUAUGGACUGUCUGAGAGAGACCCAUGUACCAAGUUUGCUAUCAAGCUUCUAAUAUCUGAAAUACCACUGCCAAAGGAAGCUGCAGAAGUUGAAGAAUUUUUCAGCCAGAAGAUGAGUAAUGAGAGAGCACAAUAUAGGGCUCCUUGAGUCUAAGGAAAGCUGUAAGCCUCUUAACAUCAAAGGUUCCAAAAAAUAAGUAACACCUGAUCAGUUGGCGAAACCUGAUAGUAAGAUUUAAUGUGCAUGCAGGAUUAGCCAAUCGGCUGAUGAAUUGUUGUUUGGUGUGUACAACAUUGCGUACUGGAGUGAAUUGUUGUUUAGCGUGUGUACAACGGUGUGUACUUGUUCUUUCUGUUUGCAUCUUAUCAUGCCAUGAGAUAAUAGCUGGAAAUGGAAGGGUAGUAGAGAUA